Aspergillus nidulans FGSC A4 is the source of this 840-nucleotide messenger RNA. Its product is annotated as protein gudC. NCBI's taxonomy places the organism in Eukaryota, Fungi, Ascomycota, Eurotiomycetes, Eurotiales, Aspergillaceae. The coding region runs from base 1 to 840 and encodes 279 amino acids. The record is from RefSeq and is a predicted model, not a curated record. The transcript has 4 exons.
AUGGCUACCCCCCGAGGCCGUCUCCAAGGCAAGAAUGCCAUCAUCACCGGUGCCGCAGGCGGUAUUGGACUCGAAACUAGCAUCUUAUUCGCCCGCGAAGGCGCCAAUGUCCUGAUGGCAGACAUCUCCGCGUCGGCUCUCGAAAAAGCCCUCGCGAAGGUCAGAGAGCUCGUCCCUGACGCGCCCCGUGUUGAGACCAUCAAGUGCGACGUCUCCAAGGAAUCCGAGGUUCAGGCUAUGGUCGAGUCCCAGGACUCCUGGGGCGGCACAGAUGUGAUCUUCAACAAUGCCGGAAUCAUGCACGCGGACGACGCCGAUGCCAUCGACACUCCUGAGAAAAUUUGGGACUUGACGCAGAACAUCAACGUCAAGGGCGUGUGGUUUGGAUGUAAACAUGCGGUACUGAGCAUGCGGAGACACAAGAAGAGCAAGGGCAGUAUCAUCAACACGGCGAGUGUUGUUGCGCUGGUCGGGAGUGCCACGCCGCAGCUGGCGUACACGGCGUCCAAGGGUGCUGUGCUGGCGCUGACGAGGGAGCUGGCGAUCGUGCAUGCUCGGGAGGGAAUCCGGUUCAAUGCACUGUGCCCGGCACCAUUGAACACUCCACUCUUGCAAGACUGGCUGGGUGACGACCAGGCCAAGCGUCACCGCCGCGAAGUGCAUUUCCCCAUGGGACGGUUCGGAGAGGCCAUUGAGCAGGCUCAUGCGGUGGUCUUCCUGGCCAGUGACGAGAGCAGCUUUGUCAAUGGAGCCGACUUUGUUGUUGACGGUGGCAUGAGCAAGGCGUACGUUACCCCUGAGGGACCGGCUCCUCCGGCUCCUAAGAACCAGGCUCAAUAG